This is a messenger RNA of Stylonychia lemnae, 1992 nucleotides long. The record is from the annotation of a GenBank genome assembly. Lineage: Eukaryota; Ciliophora; Spirotrichea; Sporadotrichida; Oxytrichidae.
AUGAAAAGAAAUAUUUUAAAACACCUAAAAGUACUCAUCAGGAGUUUGGACUUAUUUGGAACUCCUAUAAAGCUGACAUUCAAAAAUAAGUCAACAUAUACUUCUCUUUUCGGAGGCUUCGUGAGUUUAAUUAUGAUGAUAUGGUAUCUAUACUUGGUUAUUUCUAGUUUCAUUUCAAUGGUAAAUAGAGAUUUUCAUUCGAUAAGCAAAUCAGUUGAUAUUAGAAAUCAAGCUGUUGAUAAAAGAGCGGUUACAUUAACUUCUUAGAAUUUUGAUGUCGGAGCUUAAGUGUUAAACUUAAAUUAGACUGAAGUUGAUGCUUACGAAUACGUGUCUCUAAGUCUCGUAAAUACAUUCUUUUUUUACGAUGGUUAAAAUCUAACUUAUAAUGAAACUCUAGAUUAUUUGACUAUCUUUGCUGGAAACUAUUUUUGUCCGUCAUCUAAUUAUUCAGUAGAAAUUGUAGGAUAAAUGGUUUCCAAAAUUUCUAAAACAAUGAGUAUCAGAGUAGGAGUCUGCACAUAAGAUUGGCUAAAAAUUAUUUAUGGAGCGAACACAACUAAAAAAUGCAAAACUCCUCUAGAAACUAUUUAAAAUUUGCAAUACUUAGCUUUAAAUUCUAUUUUAACACAGCAAAAUUUUGAUGAAUCAGAUUUUGAAAACCCAAUAAAGAAUCAUUUGAAAGUCGACUUUUUUUAAUUGAGCUCAGUUACAGGUUAAUGGUUUGUUUCAAAGAUUACUUAGAACUUUGCUAUUUUAAGUGAUUCCUAUGUUUACUAGGAUGUUUUAGGAGAACUUGGAGGAUAAUUUACAAUCGUAUUUGGUGUAGUUUCAGUUUUAAUUAAGAAUUUUGAGGAAUUUAUGUUUUUCAAGAAGCUACUGAAAAGCCUUUAUCUAAUUGACAAAAAUUGGAUUUAAAUGAGAGGUGUAAAACAAGAUAAAGAUAAUAAAAAUAAUAAUAAAGACAAAGUUUAAGAUGAUUUAAAAGAUUAAAAUUAAAUGCGAGAAUGGGAUUUUUCUACGCAAAAUCAUGAUUUACAUCGGUUGAAAUUCAAAGAUAAUUUAAAUGGUAUUAAUAGAGAAUCAGUCUGCAAAAAAAUGUUAAUGAAUUCAGGAUAAAGCUCAACAGAGGCAUUACUUACCCCUGUAUAGCCUUAGAUUAUUAAAAAAGAAGCCAUUCUUUAUGUUUCAGCGAUUGCUGUCAUAGUUUUAAGCUUGGAAUUGUUGUUUGGAUAAGGGGGAAAUUAAGUUAUUCUGCAGAGCAAGAAUAAAAUAUCAAUGGUGGAGUACUCCAAAGUUCUUGAUAUUCCUGGCUCUAACUUUGUUAAUGUCUUUGUCGACAAUGAUUCUGCAAAGGGACUCUCAUUUAAGUUAGGUGAGAAUAAAGAAAUAACAUUAAAACUAAGAGCAUACAAUCAUGAGGAUGAUACAUGGUAAGAUGAGAUAGUGCAAAGUGUCAUCACAGUGCUUAAAGUUAAUGCAAAUGGGAAAAGAGUUACUAUUACUCAUGAGGGUGAUUUAAUAGUUGAAAGUACAAAUGGCUUUUAGUAUGUUGUUAGUGGAGUACAAGAUGCAGCUCUUGAUAGUAAAGGAAAAGUCUUUGCUAUUGUAACCAAAGAUCUAGUGGAAUUCGAAAAUAAAUUUGAAAGUGAAAAAAAUGGAGUGCAGCUCUACUCAAAUAAAGAUUAUAGAAGCAUUGAGGUUUAUCAAGAUAGAGCUGUCCUAGUAAAAGUUGACGGAAGCCUAGAAGGCUUCAGCUAACUAUGUGUAAAGGAGAUUAGUGUUGGUUCUAAAUAUGAAGAGGGGCUUUUCGCCUUAAGUUGCUGGUCUGAUCCAUAAUUGAAUUUGUUUCAAUUGUUAAGAUGGAGCGAUUCUUUGAAUGAUUGGGAGAAAGUAGACAAUGUUUUUGCAGACAAGAUUGCUGCUGAAUCUUAUACCAAAAUUUACAUACAAGGCUAUUAUAGUAUUUCAGAGCUUACUUUAAUAGAUUGA